AUGUCAGUGAAAAAGCCAUUGGCUUUCGUCCAUCUUGCCAGCACCUCCGCUCCUUCGUAUGUGCCGCAGAGAAAGCUCCUCGGUAGGGAGAGUUCCUUGGGGUUUUUUGGUGAUGUGAGUAUCUCCAGUUCUUUGUAUGAUUGGGGGAUCACCGUCGACCAUAGUUUGUUGAUUGCUUUUUGCCUGAGGCCUUUGGUCUCUCUUCUGAGUCCCGCAUAUGAGCAAAUCUAUAUAUCCAUUGCUAUUCUCGCCUCUAUCGAGGUUAUUGCUGCUCUGAGGCCCUCGAGUGCUGCUACUGCUUCAGCAUCGUAUACCUCCUCAUACGAUUAUUAUGUUACGAUCACGGAUCUUACAAUAACCGAUUGUGUGCUUACGAGAUGCGAUUCGAUCAAUUUAGUAUGGGAUUAA
Messenger RNA from Sclerotinia sclerotiorum 1980 UF-70, 408 nucleotides. RefSeq lists its product as hypothetical. The coding region runs from base 1 to 408 and encodes 135 amino acids. The record is from RefSeq and is a predicted model, not a curated record. Lineage: Eukaryota; Fungi; Ascomycota; Leotiomycetes; Helotiales; Sclerotiniaceae. The transcript is spliced from 3 exons.